Messenger RNA from Amphibalanus amphitrite, 5033 nucleotides. RefSeq lists its product as uncharacterized. The record is from RefSeq and is a predicted model, not a curated record. Gene Ontology annotation, biological process: proteolysis. Bases 821 to 3415 code for a protein of 864 amino acids. Gene Ontology annotation, molecular function: cysteine-type peptidase activity. Lineage: Eukaryota; Metazoa; Arthropoda; Thecostraca; Balanomorpha; Balanidae. The transcript is spliced from 3 exons.
CAUCAGUGCACUUCCGCAUCCUGUUCCUACCGGACCUCGGCCCCAUACCGAUACGACAUGUCACCAUCAGGCGACGACAGAGGCGGACCCCGGGUGUCCCGCGACGCCAGUGCCGGACCAGCGAGAGGCGGACCCCGGGUGUCCUGCGACGCCAGUGCCGAACCAGCGAGAGGCGGACCCCGGGUGUCCUGCGACGGCAGUGCCAGACCAGCGAGAGGCGGACCCCGGGUGUCCUGCGACGGCAGUGCCAGACCAGCGAGAGGCGGACCCCGGGUGUCCUGCGACGCCAGUGCCGGACCAGCGAGAGGCGGACCCCGGGUGUCCUGCGACGGCAGUGCCGGACCAGCGAGAGGCGGACCCCGGGUGUCCUGCGACGGCAGUGCCGGACCAGCGAGAGGCGGGGCCGUCGACUUUCACGUUUCAGCUCGAUGAAAAGGAGGUCAAACAGGUAUUUGUCGGACGUAAUCUGAAGAAAGAUUGGCCCUCAACGCUGGCGACGGCGUUCUGCCGAAGCACUCCCGGGCCGAAAUGCGUACUGGCCGUCCGUCGACGGCGAAUCAAGAAGCUGUGGUCGCGUAAGAGGGGUGCUGCGUUUUUCACCUGCUUCGCCACAUGUCGCUUCCCCUCGUGCAGUUCGUACUCUUUCUCAAUUCAACAUACGCCGUCGGUAGGGGAACCGCUGACUGUGCGCUGCACGACGUACGGCACGCCGAGCACGGCGCAUCAGCUGCAGCACGCCCACCGGUACCUCAGCGGAGAGCGGCGACGGGAGACUGCUGAGCGCGUGGAAGAUCGCGGAGCGUACCGUGUGUCGCAAGAUAUGCUGAUGCAGGCACCGGACUGCGAGCUCGCGGACGGAAAUAUCACCGAGGCGCCACCUCGCCACAUCCUGCGCCAAGCGGCACACGAGCGUCGGGUGGCCGAGCGCCACUCGACGAACUGGACUGAAGACCUGGCGGCGACGAUGGCUAUAUCACGAGCCGAGGAUCUGACUAGUAAAGUCGUGAAGGGUGGCAUCCAUCUCAUCGGGAGGGCACCGGUCGUGGUACACCUCUACAGGGAGCACUUCUUCCGGCGAUACCAUCUGGCUCCGAGGACGCUCCACCUCGAUGCCACGGGCUCUGUCACCCGCCAAGUCGGCGAGAAACGGCCAUAUUUGUACGCGCUCAUCGCCGAGAGCCCUGACACCGACAGGAGUUUUCCGCUAGCCCACCUGCUGGCGGAAAGCCACAAUGUGCCCACUAUCGCGCAUUUCCUGGCACAGGUGGCCCAUGGAUACAAACUCGUGACCAGGGUCCCUCUCACGCCUCCAAGGGUGGUCACGGACUUCAGUUGGGCGCUUAUACACGCUGUGUCGGAGGCGAUCGUCAAGACCACAACCGAAGCGUACCUCGAGGCCUGCUGGCAAAGCCUCACAGACCCUACGAAGCAGCCCAAGACUCUCGUAAGUCUCUGCGGUGCCCACCUGUUGCACAGUUUCGCGCACACCCUGAAGAGCAAAGGAGUGGCUGCAGAGGCAAGACCUGGCUUCAUGUGGCUCUUCGCCAGCAUGCAGCAGGCCACCUCGCUGCAAACUCUAGACACAACGUACAAGCGACUCUGUGUCCUGGCCCUGUCGAGGAGCAAGUGCGCCGUGGAGCUGCCGGAAGUCACGCGCGUAGACUAUGGAACAGACGACCGCCAAGAAACCGAGGCGCCGCUGGAGGCAGCCGAAGACGCGCCAGCCCGGAGGACCUACCGCGCGCGGACCGCGUUCGGGCGUCACUUCGAGGACAUCACUAACGGAGUCAAGUGCAGCCUGCAGACGGACGGGGAAGCCAGCGAUGUCCCCAACAAGUACUUCUGCCCUGGCCUGGUAGAGUACUUGCUGGGGGCUGUCAUGCCGCUCACUCCACUUUGGAGUCAAGUGAUCUCGGCUGCCGUGGUGACCAACGCGGCAGUCGAGUCACACUUCAAGGUCGUCAAAAAACAGAUGCUGCAGGGACGCACUCGACUGCAGCCAGGCGACUUUGUGCGAGUCCUGCUGAAGGACACGGCUGCCCGCAUGAAGGCGGCUUUGAUCCCGAGCCGGCCUGUCCUCAGGGGCCGGAAAAGGAAGGCAGCAGAAGGGCUGUUUCAUCCUGAAACCCAGGAGGAAUGCUGGGCCAAGCGCCGCACGAGUGACAAGCCCACGUGGUAUGCUCGUACUAAGCCACCGCUGGACUUGGCCCCCGAGACGGCCCCUGCCCAAGCGACGAAACCGGCCCCCAAGACGGCCCCAGCCCCGGCGACCAAAUCGGUCCCUGAGCGAGCACCGUCAGCCGCCACCGCAGCAGAGCGUGGACCGUCAGCCACGGUCCCUGAGCGAGCACCGUCAGCCGCCACCGCAGCAGAGCGUGGACCGUCAGCCACGGUCCCUGAGCGAGCACCGUCAGCCGCCACCGCAGCAGAGCGUGGACCGUCAGUCACGGUCCCUGAGCGAGCACCGUCAGCCGCCACCGCAGCAGAGCGUGGACCGUCAGCCACGGUCCCUGAGCGAGCACCGUCAGCCGCCACCGCAGCAGAGCGUGGACCGUCAGUCACGGUCCCUGAGCGAGCACCGUCAGCCGCCACCGCAGCAGAGCGUGGACCGUCAGCCACGGUCCCUGAGCGAGCACCGUCAGCCGCCACCGCAGCAGAGCGUGGACCGUCAGCCACGGUCCCUGAGCGAGCCAGCGGACGAGCGCCGUCAGCCGCCACCGCAGGGCGUCCCAAAGGACGGGCGCCGUCAGCCGCCACCUCAGGGCGUCCCAAAGGACGGCCGCUGCGAACAGGACAACCACCGAAGCGCAGACCCUGGCUGACCGCGGAGGACAUCGAUCUGUUCUGCGAGUCCAUAUCAUCUCCGCAGGUGCUGGCACUGUCGGUGUACUGGUAUGGUGCUCUCAGGACACCCUGUCGACGCUGCACCACAGAAUCGAUGAGGCAGUUCGCCACAGCGAACACGUGGUUGUUGCCACUGAAUAUUGGCAAUCACUGGGUCCUCUUCGUAGUGGAUUGGCGCCGUCAAGUGGUGCUGUUCUUCGACUCCAUGGGCUGUUGGCCAUCCGGAGCCUACACAGAGGCAGUGCAGCUCCUCAUGGAGGCGACGCAGCCCCAUCUCAAGUGGACCAGCUGGCGCCUGGUGGUGCCCGAGACUCCGCAGCAGACGGACACGUGGAGCUGCGGCUACAGAGUUUGCUGGCUGGCACUCGCGGCGGCCACUGGCAGCACUACGCCGUACUCUUCUGAUGCUGAAGAAAACGUGCUCGCUCGGAUACAGAAGGCGACAAAGCUUGCCAACGCGCCAUCAGCCUGUCGGUGUGCGGAAGCGCAGGUUGUCGGUGUGCGGCCGCAGUCACUCAGACGACUGAGAGUGGCAACACCGGCCAACCUCUACCUGGCUGCUCUCCGCUGAUACGCUGGAUCGGAGCGUCGCCGCCGCCGUCCGACUGGUGGCAUCGCGCCAGAGCUGCACCGACGCAGUGCUGGCCCUGCUGCUCGACACGGCCGCGCUGCUGCGAAGUCGACUCAUUGGCCGGAUCCACUGUGUGCCUGCUGAUGCUCACCCGCCGGCAGCCGGCGGUCACGGCCUGGUGGCGGCACGGCGGCGCCGACCUGACUCAGUGUCACCAGGGCAGAUAGUGUUUUGGACCACCUGAUCAAUGACGAGUGUGGGCGGACAUAUCGCUUGUGCCGCGGUAUUGAGCGCCUAGAGUUGGUGCGAGAAGAGCUGGUCAGUAUGUGUAUGUGCUGAUAUCAAGUGCCGGUGGUGGCUGUUAUUGGAGAACCAGCUGGCCAGCUGCAGUGUCUCUGAACGCGCCGCUGAAUGCCGCCGAGUCGGCUGCAUAGCUUAUAUCUAUCAGCUGCAUACGGUGGACUGCUGACUGUUGUCCACAAGGUACCGCCGUCUUUCGGUUGGCUGUUCGUCACAAACGCGGUAAUUUUCGUGACGAAUGCCGACGCGGCGCGUGUUUCUCAUAUCGAGUAACUUCUCACAGUGUGAAGUGAAUAUCGUCGGCUUAUUGUAGACUGCUCAUGUACGAGUUUGAUCUGUGGUGGGGAUGACGGACUGUUGGCUCUUAUAAUCACCGAGAGCGUUCCGCCGGCUUGCGCGCGUGGAUCUCACCGCGCCUGGAGACGCUGCGGCCGAUGCUGAUGCGCGGCUGUCUGGUGAUAACCAAGCGCGGCUAGAUGAUCUGCGAACUGCUUUCUACGCACGAGACGGUGCUACUCGAGCUGGACGCCAGCGCCGGCGCCGGCACUCAUCUGCUAGAGCGUAUAAACUUAACAGCGUGUCCGUGGGCAAGUUGUUCGAGCGCUCGGUGACCUGAAUUUGGAGGAGCGGGAGUCUACCCUGGCGCUCCCGAACUACCGGCUCACCAAGAAGCCGCACCUGGCCGUGGUGGCGCACAUUUUCGCAACGUUCGGCUACUCGUCUCAGCUGAGCUGGACCGGCGCAGGCUCUCCGAUGUGGCACUGAUGUCGCACUGUGAGCUGAGCUUGGGUGCCUGGAGUCGUUCGGUGGAGCACGACCCGGGCCUGCGUGCUGUACUGCUAGAGAGGCCGCGGGUCGCUGGACUCUAUGUGAUGAAUGUGUGUGAGCGCGUUCCGCGGCUGCCUUCGGCAGCGAUGCGCUGACUCGCUGCCGUCACUGACUCGCUCAGCACCCAGCUGAGCUCGCUGAUACUCAUGCUCUCAGGACUGUUCGCCUCUAAGACGUUGCGCGUGCAAUCACCAUGCAGCGAUGGUAGCUGAUGUGUCCGCUUGAGUAGGACAAAGUGAUGCACUUGAACAUACUCGUUCUGUUCUCUGCUAUGUUCUGUUCACGUUCUGUUGGUGCGCGGUACCGGCCGUGCCGACUGCACCGCGUGCCAAGACGGCGUGUCGCGUCGCGGACGUGGCGUUUCUACUGCGGCUUGCAGUCUUGCGGAUUGAGGUGGACAAGUCUGACGUUAAAGCUGAUCUCGGGCGCUGGAGGUCGUGAGCAUUAAUGGCAUGCCCUGCAAAUGAUAAAUAAAUAUUGUUUUCCUUUC